Molecule: messenger RNA, 6632 nt
Organism: Vombatus ursinus (common wombat)
Lineage: Eukaryota; Metazoa; Chordata; Mammalia; Diprotodontia; Vombatidae
Gene: NALCN
Product: sodium leak channel, non-selective
Exons: 43
Coding region: 1-5217 (1738 amino acids)
Biological process (GO): monoatomic ion transport; transmembrane transport
Cellular component (GO): membrane
Molecular function (GO): monoatomic cation channel activity
Source: RefSeq, a predicted model, not a curated record
AUGCUUAAAAGGAAACAGAGUUCUAGGGUGGAAGCCCAGCCAGUUACAGACUUUGGCCCUGAUGAAUCUUUGUCCGAUAAUGCAGAUAUAUUGUGGAUUAACAAACCAUGGGUUCAUUCUUUGCUGCGCAUCUGUGCCAUCAUCAGUGUCAUUUCAGUUUGUAUGAACACUCCAAAGACAUUCGAGCAUUAUCCCCCUCUUCAGUAUGUCACCUUUACCCUGGAUACUCUGUUGAUGUUUCUCUACACUGCGGAGAUGAUAGCAAAAAUGCACAUUCGUGGCAUAGUUAAGGGUGAUAAUUCCUAUGUGAAAGAUCGCUGGUGUGUUUUUGAUGGAUUUAUGGUCUUUUGCCUUUGGGUUUCUUUGGUGUUACAGGUAUUUGAAAUUGCUGACAUAGUCGAUCAGAUGUCACCUUGGGGAAUGUUGAGGAUUCCAAGGCCUCUUAUUAUGAUCCGGGCAUUCCGUAUUUAUUUCCGAUUUGAACUACCAAGAACAAGGAUAACAAAUAUUUUGAAGCGUUCAGGAGAGCAAAUUUGGAGUGUUUCAAUUUUCCUACUUUUCUUUCUACUUCUAUAUGGAAUUUUGGGAGUUCAAAUGUUUGGCACUUUUACCUAUCACUGUGUAACAGUUGACACUCAGCCGGGAAAUGUGACUUGGAAUAAUUUAGCUAUCCCAGAUACCCACUGCUCCAGAGAAAUUGAAGAAGGUUAUCAAUGCCCACCAGGAUUUAAAUGCAUGGACCUGGAAGAUCUGGGACUUAGCAGGCAAGAGCUGGGCUACAGUGGCUUUAAUGAGAUAGGUACAAGCAUUUUCACUGUGUAUGAGGCUGCCUCUCAAGAAGGCUGGGUCUUCCUUAUGUACCGAGCAAUUGACAGCUUUCCAAGAUGGCGUUCUUACUUCUAUUUCAUCACCCUAAUAUUCUUUCUUGCCUGGCUUGUUAAGAAUGUAUUUAUUGCCGUCAUUAUUGAAACAUUUGCAGAAAUCAGGGUGCAGUUCCAACAGAUGUGGGGAUCCAGGAGCAGCACAACUUCAACAGCUACAACACAGAUGUUUCAUGAAGAUGCUGCUGGAGGAUGGCAGCUAGUAGCUGUGGAUGUCAACAAACCCCAGGGCAGAGCUCCAGCUUGCUUACAGAAAAUGAUGAGGUCAUCAGUUUUUCAUAUGUUUAUCCUGAGCAUGGUGACUGUAGAUGUCAUUGUUGCUGCUAGCAACUACUACAAAGGAGAGAAUUUCAGAAGACAAUAUGAUGAGUUCUACCUGGCAGAGGUGGCCUUUACAGUCCUGUUUGAUUUGGAAGCUCUUCUGAAAAUCUGGUGUUUGGGAUUUACUGGCUAUAUUAGCUCAUCUCUCCACAAAUUUGAACUGCUACUGGUAGUUGGAACUACUCUUCAUGUUUAUCCAGAUCUCUAUCACUCACAGUUCACGUACUUUCAGGUUCUUCGAGUAGUUCGACUUAUUAAGAUUUCUCCUGCUUUAGAAGACUUUGUAUACAAAAUAUUUGGUCCUGGGAAGAAACUUGGGAGUUUGGUUGUGUUCACUGCCAGCCUCUUAAUUGUGAUGUCAGCAAUCAGUUUACAAAUGUUCUGCUUUGUAGAAGAAUUGGACAGAUUCACGACUUUUCCAAGGGCAUUUAUGUCAAUGUUUCAGAUACUUACCCAGGAAGGAUGGGUAGAUGUCAUGGACCAGACCCUCAAUGCUGUCGGCCAUAUGUGGGCACCUGUGGUUGCCAUCUACUUCAUUCUUUAUCAUCUAUUUGCUACUCUGAUUCUCCUGAGUUUGUUUGUUGCUGUUAUUUUGGACAACCUCGAGCUUGAUGAAGAUCUAAAGAAACUUAAACAAUUGAAACAAAGUGAAGCAAAUGCAGACACCAAGGAAAAGCUCCCUUUGCGCCUGCGUAUCUUUGAAAAAUUUCCCAAUCGACCACAAAUGGUGAAAAUCUCAAAACUUCCUUCAGAUUUUACAGUUCCUAAAAUCAGGGAAAGCUUUAUGAAACAAUUCAUUGACCGCCAACAACAAGACACAAGCUGCCUCUUACGAAGACUUCCUUCAGCUUCAUCUUCAUCCUGUGAUCAUUCCAAAAGGUCAGCAAUCGAGGACAACAAAUACAUCGACCAAAAGCUUCGUAAGUCUGUUUUCAGCAUCAGAGCAAGGAAUCUUCUGGAAAAAGAGACAGCAGUCACAAAAAUCCUCAGGGCUUGCACGAGACAACGCAUGCUGAGCGGAUCAUUUGAGGGGCAGCCAGCAAAAGAAAGGUCAAUACUCAGUGUGCAGCACCAUAUUCGUCAAGAACGCAGGUCACUGAGACAUGGUUCUAACAGCCAGCGAAUCAGCAGGGGAAAAUCUCUUGAAACCUUGACUCAAGAUCAUUCCAACACAGUGAGAUAUAGAAAUGCACAGAGAGAGGACAGUGAAAUCAAGAUGAUCCAGGAAAAAAAAGAACAAGCUGAAAUGAAAAGGAAAGUACAGGAGGAAGAAUUAAGGGAAAACCAUCCAUAUUUUGACAAGCCCCUUUUCAUUGUUGGCCGUGAGCACAGGUUCCGAAAUUUUUGCAGAGUGGUGGUCCGAGCACGCUUUAAUGCUUCAAAAACAGACCCUGUCACAGGAGCUGUGAAAAAUACAAAGUACCAUCAACUGUAUGACUUGCUGGGAUUGGUUACCUACCUGGACUGGGUGAUGAUCAUUGUGACAAUCUGCUCUUGCAUUUCAAUGAUGUUUGAAUCCCCCUUUCGGAGAGUCAUGCAUGCACCCACAUUGCAGAUUGCAGAAUAUGUGUUUGUGAUAUUCAUGAGCAUUGAGCUCAACCUGAAGAUAAUGGCAGAUGGUUUGUUUUUCACUCCAACUGCAGUGAUAAGGGAUUUUGGUGGAGUAAUGGACAUAUUUAUCUAUCUUGUAAGUUUGAUAUUCCUUUGUUGGAUGCCUCAGAAUGUACCUGCUAAAUCCGGAGCUCAAUUGUUAAUGGUGCUUCGGUGCCUGAGACCCCUUCGAAUCUUCAAGCUGGUACCCCAAAUGAGGAAAGUAGUACGAGAGCUUUUCAGUGGCUUCAAGGAAAUCUUUCUGGUCUCCAUUCUCUUGCUGACAUUAAUGCUUGUUUUUGCAAGCUUUGGAGUUCAGCUUUUUGCUGGGAAGCUGGCAAAGUGCAAUGAUCCUCACAUCAUGAGAAGGGAAGAUUGCCAUGGCAUAUUCAGAAUUAAUGUAAGUGUUUCCAAAAACUUAAAUUUAAAACUAAGGCCUGGAGAAAAGAAGCCUGGAUUUUGGGUACCCCGUGUCUGGGCCAAUCCUCGGAACUUUAAUUUUGACAAUGUGGGAAAUGCUAUGCUGGCAUUGUUUGAAGUUCUCUCCUUGAAAGGCUGGGUGGAAGUAAGGGAUGUUAUUAUUCAUCGUGUGGGGCCGAUCCAUGGAAUCUAUAUUCAUGUUUUCGUAUUCCUGGGUUGCAUGAUUGGACUGACCCUCUUUGUUGGAGUAGUCAUUGCUAAUUUCAAUGAAAACAAGGGAACGGCGUUACUGACUGUAGAUCAGAGAAGAUGGGAAGAUCUGAAAAGCAGACUGAAGAUAGCACAACCUCUUCAUCUCCCACCUCGCCCGGAUAAUGAUGGUUUUAGAGCUAAAAUGUAUGACAUUACCCAGCAUCCCUUUUUUAAGAGGACUAUAGCUGUACUAGUCCUGGCUCAAUCUGUGCUGCUGUCAGUCAAGUGGGAUGUUGCAGACCCAGUGACUGUUCCUUUGGCAACAAUGUCUGUUGUGUUCACCUUCAUUUUUGUCCUGGAGGUUACGAUGAAGAUUAUCGCCAUGUCACCUGCUGGCUUCUGGCAGAGCCGAAGGAAUCGAUAUGACCUCUUGGUGACUUCCCUUGGUGUCAUUUGGGUGAUCCUUCACUUUGCUCUCCUUAAUGCAUAUACAUAUAUGAUGGGGGCUUGUGUGAUUGUCUUCAGGUUUUUCUCCAUUUGUGGAAAACAUGUAACACUGAAGAUGCUCCUUUUGACAGUGGUUGUCAGCAUGUACAAAAGCUUCUUUAUCAUCGUGGGGAUGUUUUUAUUGCUGCUGUGUUAUGCUUUUGCUGGAGUUGUUUUAUUUGGAACGGUGAAAUACGGAGAGAACAUUAACAGGCACGCAAAUUUUUCCUCAGCUGGAAAGGCCAUUACCGUGCUCUUCCGAAUAGUCACAGGGGAAGAUUGGAACAAGAUUAUGCACGACUGUAUGGUUCAGCCUCCAUUUUGUACGCCAGAUGAUUUCAAAUACUGGGCAACAGACUGUGGAAAUUAUGCUGGAGCACUUAUGUAUUUCUGUUCAUUUUAUGUCAUCAUUGCCUACAUCAUGCUAAAUCUGCUUGUUGCUAUAAUUGUGGAGAAUUUCUCUUUGUUUUAUUCCACUGAGGAAGAUCAGCUUUUAAGCUACAAUGAUCUUCGCCACUUUCAAAUCAUAUGGAAUAUGGUAGAUGAUAAGAGAGAGGGGGUGAUUCCAACUUUCCGAGUGAAGUUUCUGUUGAGGCUGCUUCGAGGGAGGCUUGAGGUGGAUCUUGACAAAGACAAACUUUUGUUCAAGCAUAUGUGUUAUGAGAUGGAGAGGCUGCAUAAUGGUGGUGAUGUCACCUUCCAUGAUGUGCUAAGUAUGUUGUCAUACAGAUCUGUUGACAUCAGAAAAAGUUUGCAGUUGGAGGAGCUCCUUGCUAGGGAGCAACUGGAGUACACCAUAGAAGAAGAGGUGGCCAAGCAGACUAUACGGAUGUGGCUGAAGAAGUGUCUAAAGCGCAUCAGAGCAAAACAACAGCAGUCAUGCAGCAUCAUCCACAGUCUUCGAGAGAGUCAGCAACAAGAGCUGAGCAAGUUUCUGAAUCCUCCUAGCAUUGAGACAACACAGCCAAGUGAAGACAUGAAUGCUAAUAACCAAGAUAAUAACAUACAGCCAGAGACAAGCAGCCAACAGCAGCUUCUGAGUCCAACUCUAUCUGAUAGAGGAGGGUGCCGGCAAGACUCUACAGAUGCUGGGAAACCCCAAAGGAAAUUUGGGCAGUGGAGGUUACCUUCAGCACCAAAACCAAUAAGCCAUUCUGUGUCUUCGGUCAAUCUGAGGUUUGGCAGUCGCACCACCAUGAAGUCAGUAGUAUGCAAAAUGAACCCCAUGACUGACACCGCUUCCUGCGGCUCCGAAGUCAAAAAGUGGUGGACCCGGCAGCUAACCGUGGAGAGUGACGAAAGCGGAGAUGACCUUCUGGAUAUCUGAGUGCAAACCGAUACAAAUGGAAGUCUCAUUGUAAAACCAGUUUUCAGAUCCCCUAUCCUUUCAAGUGAACAAGUUGUAAUCAACGUAUAACAUCAACUUUUCACAGGGUUGUUUGGUUUGGUUUUUCCCCCUUCAAUAUAUCACCAUGCUGCCACUGAGAAUACAAAGUGAGCCCACCUAAUGAACCUGUGUUUGGCCAGUUGGCUAUUUACAUUCCCUAAAGAAACUGCGUAUGAUGAUAACAUUAUUAAAGUUAGAAAUCAUGUCAUGAACAACUUUAGAUCAUUUAAAUGUCAUGUACCCUGCCUCUGUAAAUUAAGAUUAUAUUCAGAUAUGUCCUCCUGCAUUGUUACCUCCCAAAAACCAAGUGCCCCGAAGUGGCCAUUCUGUGGUACAGGAGAAAUGGCUAUACUUCAUAUUUUCCCCAAUUCAUCUAGAACUCCUUCUCUUGGGAGAAUGUACUAUUUAUGAUUGAUCUGAAAAGGUCAGCACUGCACUCAUGCUAAGAGAUAGUAUUUUUACAUACUAUAAAGUCUGAAUUUUAAAAGAUACCUUCUGUUUUCUUAUAUUCUUUUCUAAAUAUGCAAAAAAAAAUUAGAAAUCAGAACAAGUCAAAUUCUAGCCUCAGUCAUUCUCACACAACCUCCCACUUGUUUCAGGGGAAAUUUGUGUGUAGGUACCAGGCAAAGAAUUUGGCCCAUGGGGACUAACUGGCUUAAGACAAACCUGUAAAUAGAUAACUUAGGGACAUAAUUAUACAAAUAGCUUGACUUCCAUAAAGAGCCUUCAACAAAUAACAAUAAUAAUAAUUAAAAUAAAAUAAAGGAAACUGUGGGGUUCAAUUCUAUAGGACUCACCUGUAUGAUAUCACUGUAGACUUCUUUUCUUUUUUUUUUUCCUCUAAUUCCAAUGACCUGACUCAGCAGUGAGAAUCUCAGUGCUUUGUCUCACUACAAGACAACUCUUCUGCCAACAGAAUUUCCUGUGGAAAUAAUGGUCCCUCCUAAGAGUCUGCCUACUGCUCACAGCAGCUAGGGUGCAUGACAACUUCUAUUUUUCCCAAGAUCAUUGGUGUACCUCCUCUGAGAAAGUACAAAAUGUGGAAUGCCUGGAAAGUAGAAUUUGUGGCAUUAUUGCUGGCCUUGGGAAGCAAAAGUGGAUCUAGACCAUAUAAUCCAUCUCUCCUGGGUUUUCAGGUUUGUUGUGUAGGACAUUUCAUAAUUUUUUUUACUGUAAUUGUCUCAGAGAGUACAUACUGUGUGGUGUUUGAUUUACUUUAAGUUGAUUCAAUUCCAUACUUUCUUAAAAUAGGUACAUUUGACUUUUUCUGUAUAACAUUUUUGAUGAAGUGUUGACAGUCUAUCGUUAAUGAGAUUACUUGUGACUAUGAGAUUAUGGAAAACUUCACAUCACUG